CACUGUAGGCUGCGCAUGUGCUCUCCUUCCUGUCCGUCAGUCCCGUCACCACCGAGACUGGGGAACGGAGGACAGAACGUCACCGGAAGCGGAAAGGGAGCCUUGCAAGCACCCAGGAACCGGAGUCAUGGUGGACGUUAAAGAUGCGCUGUUAUCCGUGCUGCCGAGUAUCCGGAUCCCCCGGGCUGGUGACCGAGUGCACAAGGAUGAGUGUGCAUUCUCCUUCCACACCCCGGAGUCGGAUGGCGGACUGUACAUCUGCAUGAACACCUUCCUAGGGUUUGGUAGACCCUAUGUAGAACGACACUACAGUAAGACUGGCCAGAGAGCCUUCCUGCACAUCAAGAGGACCGCAAAACCGGUACUAGGACUGGAUUGCAAGUCUGAUGACUCCAGCUCUAACAUAGGAGAUCCUCCUCGCAAGAAACCAACCCGUCUCGCAAUAGGAAUGGAGGGCGGAUUUGACAUGUGUGAUGAGCAGUGCGAGUAUGAGGAAGAGUUGAAAUUGGUCAUUCUGCCCGAGUUCCUGGAGAUUCAACGGGAUGGACUAUUGGGACUCCCAGAGAUGGUCAGGGACCGGGUAACUUCUGCCAUUGAUGCCAUCUUAGCAGCCGAUUCCGCUUCCCGCAAGCAGGAAAUCCAGGCGUGGGACGGGGAGGUGAGACAGGUCUCGAAGCAUGCGUUCAACCUCCAGCAGCUAGAGGGAGCUCCUCGCAUUCCUCCAUGCGGCUGGAAGUGUAGUGUCUGUGACCUGCGGGAGAAUCUGUGGCUCAAUAUGACCGAUGGCGCUAUCCUUUGUGGGAGGCGAUACUUCGAUGGCAGCGGAGGGAACAACCACGCUGUUCAGCAUUACAGAGAGACUGGGUACCCACUCGCUGUCAAACUGGGCACUAUCACCCCCGACGGAGCUGAUGUCUACUCCUAUGAUGAAGAUGAUAUGGUUCUGGAUCCCAGCCUGGCUGAACACCUGGCUCACUUUGGUAUUGAUAUGAUGAAGAUGCAGAAGACGGACAAGACCAUGACGGAAUUGGAAAUCGAUAUGAACCAGCGGAUUGGAGAGUGGGAGCUGAUCCAAGAGUCGGGGGUACAGCUGCAGCCCCUGUACGGACAAGGAUACACAGGCAUGCGCAACCUGGGGAACAGCUGCUAUCUGAACUCCACCAUGCAGGUUAUAUUCAGUAUACCUGCCUUCCAACGCAAGUACGUAGAACGAAUGGAGCACAUUUUCCAGAAGGCACCGGCUGAUCCUACACAAGACUUCAGCGCACAAGUAGCCAAGCUUGGCAGUAGUUUGUUAUCUGGUGAAUACUCAAAGCCGGCUCCUGAGAGAGAGGGCGACAGUCAAGAGCAGAAGGGGCUGCAGGACGGAAUUGCACCACGUAUGUUUAAAUCACUGGUUGGAAAGGGACAUCCUGAGUUCUCUACUAACCGGCAGCAGGACGCCCAGGAGUUCUUCCUGCACUUCAUAAACAUGGUGGAGAGGAAUUGCCGCAGCUCGUCUAAUCCCAACGAGGUUUUCCGGUUUCUGGUGGAGGAAAAGAUAAAGUGUCUGGUUUCUCAGAAGGUGAAGUACACCCAGCGGGUGGAGUACAUCCUGCAGCUACCCGUGCCCAUGGAAGCGGCAUUAAACAAAGAGGAGCUGUCUGCCUAUGAGCAGGCCCGAUUACAAGCAGAGCAAGAUCACAGACCCCCUCCUGAGCUAGUCCGAGCCCGGAUCCCAUUCACGUGCUGUUUGGAGGCCUUUGCUGCCGCUGAGCAGCUCGACGAGUUCUGGAGCGCCGCCCUGCAGGCCAAAUCUAAUGCACUCAAGACCUCCCGAUUUGCCUCAUUCCCCGAUUACCUGGUCAUCCAGAUUAAGAAAUUCACCUUUGGCCUGGACUGGGUUCCGAAGAAACUUGAUGUAUCUAUUGAUGUCCCAGAAGAGCUGGACCUAUCCCAGUUUCGGGGUGGGGGGCUGCAAGGGGGUGAGGAAGAACUUCCAGAUGUUGCUCCCCCAUUGGUGACCCCAGACGAGCCCAAAGGUAGCCUUGGUUUCUAUGGCAACGAUGAUGACGACUCGUACUGCUCCCCCCACUUCUCCUCUCCGACAUCUCCGAUGCUGGAUGAGUCGGUGGUCACACAGCUGGUGGAGAUGGGGUUCCCGGCGGAAGCGUGUCGCAAAGCUGUGUAUUACACUGGCAAUAGUGGCGCAGAGGCUGCAAUGACGUGGGUGAUGUCACACAUGGAUGACCCAGACUUUGCUCAUCCUUUGGUAAUAUCGGGCGUCAGUGCUCCAUCUUCUGUCCCAACAGGAGGGGACCCCCCUUCAGAGGAGCACAUAGCAACUAUUAUAUCCAUGGGCUUCUCUCAAGAGCAGGCUGUGAGAGCUCUCCGUUCCACCAGCAACAGUCUGGAGAGAGCUGUGGACUGGAUCUUCUCUCACAUUGAUGACCUGGAUGCAGAGGCUGCCAUGGACCUCUCAGAGGGGCGGUCCGCUGCGGAGUCUGUGUCCGAAAGCAUUCCGGCUGCUGGACCUCGCGUAAAAGACGGAAAUGGCCGAUAUGAACUGUUUGCCUUCAUCAGUCACAUGGGGACUUCCACCAUGUGUGGUCACUACGUGUGUCAUAUAAAGAAGGAUGGCCGGUGGGUGAUCUACAAUGACCAGAAGGUCUGCGCGUCUGAGAAGCCUCCAAAAGACCUUGGUUAUAUUUACUUUUACCAGCGUGUGCAGAGCUAAUCUCCCCCUCCCCUCUAGUACCUGUUUUAUGCCCCUGGAUGUCACUCCUUGCAAGGAGUAAUGGGAUGGAGGGUCUCUCUCGUUCAGUUCCUCAAGGCUUGGGGGCAGCUUUAUUCGUGGGUAAUUUCAGCGAGACCUUCCCAUCCUUUUCAAGAGAGUUUUGGAUGGUCCCAAUCCGCCAAUCCCAUCACUGCACUCCCCCAGCACUUACAGCAGUGGAUGGGUCUGACACGGAGGGGGUCACUCACUCUUCUUCUGAAUUGGGGGCUGGACUUGGCAAGGCACUAGCGGUGGAGUUCUGACACGUGGGCAUAUCUGCGUGACCUCAGCUGGGUGCGGAGAACGCUCUGACUGUUGUUGGCUGAUUUAUGUAUUCCCAGAACUGACCCUGUGUGAAUAAAGAUUUUUCCCCACCAUA
Messenger RNA from Pseudophryne corroboree (corroboree frog), 3134 nucleotides. RefSeq names its product ubiquitin specific peptidase 5 (gene USP5). Gene Ontology annotation, biological process: protein deubiquitination. Gene Ontology annotation, molecular function: protein binding; zinc ion binding; cysteine-type deubiquitinase activity. Bases 128 to 2716 code for a protein of 862 amino acids. The record is from RefSeq and is a predicted model, not a curated record. NCBI's taxonomy places the organism in Eukaryota, Metazoa, Chordata, Amphibia, Anura, Myobatrachidae. The transcript has 20 exons.